GACGGUUGAUCUGUCGUUGAAACACACACGCACAAGUGAAUUGUGUCGUGUGUAGAAUUUCUACUGCUAUUAAUAAGCGCGCCGUGUUUGCACGUUCGCGUUACGCACAAGAGAGUAAACGCAAUUGUCGCACAAGUAUUAUUGUUGUUACUUGUGAAAAUUGAAGUUUUACCGCUGUUAGGAAAGAGAGCGAAAUGAAGGUGGCUGUUGUCGGCGGCGGAGUGGUGGGAUUAACGACGGCCGCACUUGUGCAGAAGGAUUUGUUCCGCAAUGCUGAAAUAACAGUCCUAGCUUCAGAUUUCGACGAUAUUGUCAGUUACGUAGCCGCGGGACUUUUUAGGGUCGGUUCUUCCUUCUCCGGUCCGACUGACGCGAUAACAAGAAAAUGGGUGAAAAAUUCCUACGAAUUUUACGACGCUAUUCGAAAAACGGAGAAUGCGUCUUACGCUGGAGUGACCGAUAUUUCCGGAUAUAUCUUCGCUAAUUCAUCGUCGAACGUUGUUAAAAAUCAUUGGCUCGAGCGCGUGGUGCCGGUGUACAGACGAGCGACAGAGGAGGAAUUUCAACUGGUUAACGGCAAUUGGAAAUACGGAUCAUUUUUCUCGACCCUUCUCACACAAUGCAGUUUAUAUCUUCCAUGGACUAGACAGAAACUGCAAGAAAACGGAGUUUUAUUUAAACAGAGAAAAUUGAAUUUUCUCCACGAACUGAUCGGCGAAUACGACGUCAUAAUAAAUUGCACCGGGCUAGGAGCGCGACAGUUGUGCGGCGAUAAACGUCUCGUUGCUCUACGGGGUCAAGUGCUCAAAGUAAAAGCACCGUGGAUUAAAACGUUUUUCUACGGUGAACUGGACACUUAUGUCAUACCAGGUUUCGAUGGCGUAGUUACUCUGGGUGGGUCGAGAAGCUACGAUUCCGAGAACAUGAAACUGUGUCCUCACGAAACCGCAGCAAUUCGCGAAAGAUGCGAAACGUUAAUUCCGUCCUUGAAAGACGUGGAAGUCGUGAGUGAACAAAUGGGCCUGCGACCUCACAGAGAAGGCGGCGUUAGGGUUGGGGAAGGGAGUCGCUUUAGCAAUGGUCACUCCAAAGCAGCUAUAAUUGUACAUAAUUACGGACACGGUGGUUACGGGGUUUGCAUGGCUCCCGGAACCGCUAUGGAAACUGUAAAAACGGCUAUCGAGCUUCACAAAUCUACUACUUCCAAAAUCUAAUUGCCAAGUUAUAUCAGUUUUUUUUUUUGUAUUAUAUAAGUACAUUGCGUGUGCAAAAAGAAAAUAUUAUUCACAGCGCAUCUUUCUAUUUGGAAAUAUAUAUAUAUAUAUAUAUUUUUUUUUUAUUAACGAGUUCACAUACGAAAGUUAGAGCAAUAUAAUACUGUAUGGUACUGUUUACCGAAAUUACAGAAGUAAAACUUGUAAAAUCUAUAUCACGAGUAAAGUACGUACAUAUAUUCACGUUCAAUUUAUUAGCGGGAAAAAUAGUU
Molecule: messenger RNA, 1486 nt
Organism: Pseudomyrmex gracilis
Lineage: Eukaryota; Metazoa; Arthropoda; Insecta; Hymenoptera; Formicidae
Gene: Daao1
Product: D-aspartate oxidase
Exons: 6
Coding region: 195-1214 (339 amino acids)
Molecular function (GO): FAD binding; D-amino-acid oxidase activity
Source: RefSeq, a predicted model, not a curated record